UGUGGCAGGUUAGGCCAGUAUCGACCAUGGUAUGUCUGUUUGGAUCGGGAUGACGAGCGAUAAGUUGACAACACAAUAGAAAAGACAUUGGUUGGUACAGAGGGGUGAUAAGAUGGGUGACUGGAGACCAUUUGUAUACGGAGGGCUGGCAUCCAUAACUGCAGAGAUAGGUACCUUUCCUAUUGACACAACAAAGACAAGGCUACAGAUUCAGGGGCAGAUAAUUGACGCUCGGUUGUCCGAGCUUCGAUACAGAGGGAUGACUCAUGCCAUGUUGAGAAUAUUUCGAGAGGAGGGGCUUUCUGCACUCUACUCAGGAAUAUCCCCAGCCAUUCUUAGACAAGCUACCUAUGGAACAAUCAAAAUUGGAAUUUACCAUUCACUUAAAUCCAUGUUAGUUGAUAAUCCACAAGAGUCAACGUUAUUUAUCAAUGUUUGCUGUGGAAUAGUAGCAGGAAUUGUGUCAAGUGCAAUAGCCAACCCCACUGAUGUUCUAAAGGUUCGCUUACAAGCUAAGACAGAUAUAAAUGACAAAGAAUCCAUGUUGCAAGCCUUUGGAAGGAUAUAUAAAGAAGAAGGCAUAAAAGGUCUUUGGAGGGGUGUGAUACCCACUGCGCAGCGAGCAGCAAUCAUUGCUGGUGUGGAGCUUCCUGUGUACGACUUCUCUAAAUACUGGAUACUUAGAUCGGGAUAUUUUGAAGAUAAUGUUGGUGUACAUUUUAUAUCAAGCUUUUUUGCAGGAUUAGCCGGUGCUAUAUUUUCCACUCCAGUUGAUGUUAUCAAGACAAGAAUGAUGAACCAAAAAAACCUAAAGGAAAAGACUUUGUCUUCAAAGAUUUACUCCUCUUCCAUUGAUUGUGCUAUACAGACAACAAAAACAGAAGGAUUUAUGGCUCUGUAUAAAGGUUUCGUCCCUAUUUGGGUCAGGCUGGGUCCAUGGAAUAUUAUUUUUUUCAUGACUUAUGAACAGCUGAAGAAAGUUAAAUGAGUUGUCAAGAGGCAUAUUUGGUAAAAUUUAGAGUUAUAGAAAAUUACUUAUUUGUGGGAAGUUCAUAGGAUUUUUU
Saccostrea echinata is the source of this 1064-nucleotide messenger RNA. Its product is annotated as kidney mitochondrial carrier protein 1-like. The transcript is spliced from 11 exons. The record is from RefSeq and is a predicted model, not a curated record. Lineage: Eukaryota; Metazoa; Mollusca; Bivalvia; Ostreida; Ostreidae. Bases 113 to 988 code for a protein of 291 amino acids. Gene Ontology annotation, biological process: transmembrane transport.